Molecule: messenger RNA, 1872 nt
Organism: Clupea harengus (Atlantic herring)
Lineage: Eukaryota; Metazoa; Chordata; Actinopteri; Clupeiformes; Clupeidae
Product: collagenase 3-like
Biological process (GO): proteolysis; collagen catabolic process; extracellular matrix organization
Cellular component (GO): extracellular matrix
Molecular function (GO): metalloendopeptidase activity; zinc ion binding
Source: RefSeq, a predicted model, not a curated record
UAAAUCUCUGGCGAAGGAGCAAGGAAACAGUAACCUGUGGAUGAAGAGACAAGAAGCAUGAAGAACUUCAGUCUGUGCGUUCUCCUCAGUCUGGUGAUUGCAGCUCAUGCCAACCCAAUAAUAACAUCGACCGACAGCAAAGAUGAGGAUGUGGUCCAGAACUACCUGAAAAGAUUCUACAACUUGGGAAUGGACAGUGAGUCUACUGUUCAAUUCAAGACGAUAAGCCAGCUAGAGCUGAAAGUGAGUGAGAUGCAGCAGUUUUUUGGACUCCGUGUGACAGGAGAGGUGGACUCAGAAACCUUGGAGGUGAUGAAGAAGCCCCGCUGUGGUGUCCCCGAUAUGGAAGAAUAUAACACUUUCAUUGGACGUCUCAAAUGGCACACCAACAAAUUGACUUACAGAAUUGAAAGCUACACUCAAGAUAUGUCCGUGGCCGAAGUGGACAGUGCCAUGCAAAAAGCACUACAGGUCUGGGCGAAAGUAACACCCCUGAGGUUUACACGUAUCUACUCCGGAACAGCCGAUAUCAUGAUAUCUUUUGGUGCCAGAGACCACCGUGAUGGCUACCCAUUUGAUGGGCCUGAUGGUACUUUAGCGCAUGCCUUUCCACCCCCACGAUCACCAUCAUAUGGAAUUGAGGGGGAUGCUCAUUUCGAUGAUGAUGAGACCUUCACCUUCCAUACCUCAGCAGGGUAUAACUUGUUCCUGGUGGCUGCCCAUGAAUUUGGACACUCUCUUGGCUUGUCCCACUCCAAGGACCCUGGUGCUCUCAUGGCUCCAAUUUACGUCCAAAGAGAUGUGGACAGCUUUGUGCUACCACAGGAUGAUGUCAAAGGAAUACAGUCACUUUACGGCCCAAACCCGGACGAGCCUAAUCCUACAGGUCCCUCUACCCCUGAUGCCUGUGAUCCUAAGAUCAAACUGGAUGCAGUCACAAGUAUGCGUGGAGAAAUGAUAUUCUUCAAGGGAAGGUUCUUCUGGCGUAGCUAUCCACUGAGCCCAAAUCCUGAGCAACAUCUCAUCAAGAGCUUCUGGCCCGAUGCCCCUGAGAAUAUUGAUGCAGCCUAUGAGAACCCACAAACCCAACAAGUCUUCCUCUUUAGAGGUCAGAAGGUUUGGGCUCUCUAUGGCUAUGACAUUGAAAAGGGUUACCCCAAGAGCCUGAGCAUUAUGGGCUUGCCAGAGACUGUGAAGAAGGUUAGCGCUGUGCUCAGUGACCCUGACACUGGAAAGACUUUGUUCUUUGUUGGCGAGUAUUAUUACAGCUAUGAUGAAACCAAAAAGGCAAUGGACAAAGGUUACCCUAAAAUGGUUGCAGAUGGUUUCCCUGGAAUGACAGGACAAGUCACAGCAGCUGUCCUGUUCAGAGGUUAUGCCUACCUCUACGACGGCUCCGUCAUGUUUGAGUACGACGUUGUGUCCAGAAGACUCUUUCGUGUUCUGAAGGCAAGCUAUUUCUUAAAUUGUUAGUUGCUGUCAAUGUAUUUUGCCCACUCCGUAAAAAAAUUGAUGCUUUUCAGAAAACCAAUUUUUGGUGUUACAUGCAAAGCAAGUGUUACAUGCAGAACAAUGCACUGUACUGUUAUGCGGUGGCUUCUUCUUCCUUCUCUUCUAAUUAUUCUUUGUACCUUUUUCUGCAGUUAAUUCAGCUUGAACAAAGAAACAUAAUUCAAACUUUGUUGCGUAGGUGCACAUGUAUUUACAUACAAGUAGGACACUUGUGCUAUGUAUUUAUCUUAUUUUAUUUAUUUUACCUUUUGUAUCACCCAUCAUCUUACUGCUUGUAACUUGAACCUGCUGAUUUAUGCUCAAAGUUUAUUGAAUAUUCAGAUUCCUAUUAAAAUCAAAAUAAAUUAUUUCUAUAGAUUA